AUGAGAGAUUUGGAGAACCCCUCUUUAGCUACAGAAUAUGUUGGACACAAGUUCCAAACAACAGUUGCUCGUUAUAGUCCAAGUGGCUAUUAUAUGACUUCUGGAGAUGCUCAAGGUAAUGUUCGCAUUUGGGACACUGUUAAUGAAGAGCACGUCCUUAAAACUGAAUGUCGCCCUGUCACCGACAAAGUUACUGAUAUUGCUUGGGAUUGUGAAAGUAAACGUUUGAUUGCAGUUGGACAAGGCAAAGAACGUUUUGGUCAUGCUUUUAGCUUGGACACUCUUUCCUCUGUAGGAGAAAUUACGGGCCAUAGUAAAGUAAUUAAUGCCGUCAGUAUUCGUCAACAAAGACCAUUCCGUGCCGUUACUUGCUCUGAUGAUAUGACAGUUUCCUUUUUUACGGGUGUCCCUUUUAAACAUGUAAAGACAAUUCGCGAUCAUACUAGAUUUGUUCACUCUGUUCAGUUUAGUCCUAAUGGUGACUUCUUUGUAAGUGGUGGUGCAGAUGGUAAAAUAUUUUUGUAUGAUGGUAAGACGGGUGAUAAGUUGGAUGAACUCGUUUCCGAGGAUAAUGCACAUAAGGGUAGUGUCUUUGCUCUUGCUUGGUCUCCUGAUAGUACUCAACUUUUAUCCUCUUCUGCUGAUUACACUGCAAAGAUUUGGGAUAUAAACACUAAAUCAGUUGUGAAUACUUUUGAAAUUAAUUCAGCCCUUAACAAAGUCGACAACCAACAAGUGGGUAAUUUGUGGAAGAAUGAUUAUUUAAUCACAGCUUCUUUGUCUGGUGAACUUAGCUACUUGGAUAAAAACUCUGGUAAAGUUUCUCGUCGUAUUGACGGACAUAGUAAAGCUAUUACUGCACUUACUGUUAAUCAAGAAAAUGAUACAUUCUUUACCGGCUCUUAUGAUGGCCGUGCCUAUGGUUGGAAGUAUGGUGAAGAGGGCGAUCAUACACUUGCUAAACGUAUUGAAGGCGAAGGACAUGGAAAUCAAGUAACUGCUUUGUCCUUAAAGCAAGAUGAACUUUUAUCUAUUGCCAUGGAUGAUACUAUUCGACUUGGUUCGAGCAAAGAAUUCAAAUACAGUGGUAAGGCUGCUUCUACCGGAUCUCUUCCUACUUCACUUUCUAUUUCAGAUAAUAAAACAGCUGUUAUUGCAACAAAUGAAAGUAUUGUAGUCUAUAAUGAUGAGCUCAAAAAAAUAGGUGAACUCAAAAACCCUGACUUUACACCUUAUGUUACUGCUAUUAGUCCUGAUAGUAAAACUGUAUUUGUUGGAAGCACUCAGGAUAAUAAAGUUCGUAUCUAUGAAUUAAAUGAUGGAAAUUUAAGCCUUAUUGGUGAACUUGUCAACAAUCUUGGAAAUAUUACAUCUUUAGCAGUACAUCCUAAAUUAACUAAUCUUAUUGCAGUUGGUGAUAGUGUAGGUAAAAUCUUUAUCUAUGAUCUAGAAACCAAAGAGCCCAUCAUUCAGAAUUGGGUCUUCCAUUCAAGUCGUAUUACAUCUAUGGAUUGGUCUUCAUGUGGUAAUUAUUUGGUUAGUGGCAGUAUUGACACGAAUAUUUAUGUCUGGAAUCGUGAAAAGCCUUUCAAAAAAGUGGCUAUUAAAAACGCUCAUGUACAUGCAGUUAAUCAAGUACGUUUCUUGCAUAAAGCAGAAGGCUUGACCAUAAUUUCAGUUGGUCAAGAUUCUGCUGUUCGUGUUUGGGAAGUUGCUUUUUAA
Molecule: messenger RNA, 1722 nt
Organism: Cokeromyces recurvatus
Lineage: Eukaryota; Fungi; Mucoromycota; Mucoromycetes; Mucorales; Mucoraceae
Product: WD40-repeat-containing domain protein
Exons: 6
Coding region: 1-1722 (573 amino acids)
Biological process (GO): actin filament depolymerization; positive regulation of actin filament depolymerization
Cellular component (GO): cortical actin cytoskeleton
Molecular function (GO): actin filament binding
Source: RefSeq, a predicted model, not a curated record